Molecule: messenger RNA, 2464 nt
Organism: Apis dorsata (giant honeybee)
Lineage: Eukaryota; Metazoa; Arthropoda; Insecta; Hymenoptera; Apidae
Product: sorting nexin-7-like
Exons: 8
Coding region: 124-1560 (478 amino acids)
Molecular function (GO): phosphatidylinositol binding
Source: RefSeq, a predicted model, not a curated record
ACUAAAUAUUCUAAAGGAAAAAAACGAAAAGAAGAGGGUUGGUGGCUAAAAUGCAGCAUACGCGUGGCUAGAUAUAGAAUUUUUGUCAAGAGGGUAAAAAGUAUCAAUAGGAAAACUCGAAUCAUGAUGACUUCUUCAGAAAUUGAAGUAGAGAAUUUAAGUGAGAAAAAUGCAGAAGAAUCUGCAAUUUUAGAAGUAAGCACAAUAGCAGUCGGCGGUGUUAUUAAACAGGAGAAUCGUGAUGUCGAUUUUCUUUCAAAUUGUAGUACCUCUAUCGAAGGUUCCGUGAUAGCUUCUCCUUCCAUUGACAGUUUCUCUACUUUACCAGAGCAAGAAAUAUCAGAUUUUCAGAUAGAUUCUAAAGAUUCUAGAGAUUUACAAGUAAAAGUAGAUAAUCCUCAAAAGCAUCUUGAAACUCUUGAAACUUAUAUUACUUUUCGUAUAACAACAAAAUCCACAAGACAAGAAUUUGAGGAAGGAGAAUAUAUUGUUAGGAGACGUUAUAAUGAUUUUAUUUGGUUAAGACAAAAAUUAGUAGAUUCAUAUCCUACACAUAUUAUACCACCAAUGCCUGGAAAACACACAUUACUUGCUCAGUUAGAUCGUUAUUCCAAAGAAUUUAUUAUAGCACGCAUGAAAUUAUUACAUAUGUUUCUUAACAGAGUUAUAAAUCAUCCAAUUCUUAGCUAUGACAAAAAUUUAUACAUCUUUUUGACUACUAAACCUGCAGAGUUUCUCAUACAUCGUAAAAAUCGUGGAAAUGUUCUUAUUAAAAUGACUGAUUCUUUGCAAAAUAUAGCAAGUACAUAUACUAUGAAACAACGCCAUUUUGAAUUUGAGCAAAUUCGAGAUUAUUGUAUAGCUCUUAAUGAGAAAUUAGCAACUAUAGAUAAGAUAAAUCAUCGUAUACAUAAGGAAAGGCAAGAUUAUUUGUUAGAAUUACACCAAUUACAUCCAAUUUUUACUUUAUGGGCAACUUCUGAGCCAGAAUUAGCUCCUUUUCUAAUGGCAAUUGCUAAAGCAAUAGAAUGCAAUGCAAUGGCUCAUCAAAAACUUUUAGAAAGCACCCCGAAUGAAGAACGAGAAUAUAUUUCAUAUGUAGAUGCAGUUAAAAAUGCUUUAUCCCGACGUGAUUCAAUGCAAAUUGAAUAUGAAAUAACUGUUGAGGAAUUAGCAAAAAAGAGAUUAGAAAAGGAUCAGUUAAUGGAUUCUACGAGUGGUAAUACUUCAACACAAAAUUGGGGUGGAUCACUUUGGAAAGCAGAAUCUCGUGAUGAAAAAUUAGAAAGACUUGGUCAGACCAUUCCACGACUAGCAAAGCAAGCUGAAUUAUUACAAGAUCGUGUGGAGUGUGCGAACGAAAAUCUCCGAAGUGAUUUACAAAGGUGGAAUGUAGAAAAGCAAAUGGAUUUAAAAAAUAUGUUAAUUUCAAUGGCAGAUCGACAAAUUCGUCAUUAUCAACAGUGUAUGAAUGCAUGGGAAGAAAUUCUUACUGGUUUAAAGCUAGAUGGCAUAGGAUCUGAAGUUAGCAUAGGACCACCUAUUAAAAUUCCUGUUUGAAUGAUACAAUCUUUCGUUUUUUGAAUAUAAAUAUAAUAAUUAUCUUAUGCAUUUACAAAAAUAAAAAAUUUAGUCACCAUUUGUGCAAUAACAUAUUUUAUUGCAUUUAAGAAACUGAUCUUUUCAGUUUCGCUAUUGCUGCUUCACAAUAAAUUAAUAACUUUCUUUUAAAUCUUAAGUGUUUUUUGUAAAAUAUGUGAUUAAUACUUACAUAAUUAUAGUGCAAUAAAUAGUUGCACAUGUUGCAAAUUCGUAUAUAUUUCAAUUUUUUAGAUAUAAAAAAUAUUAUGAUGAAAUGGCUUUAUGAUAUAAUGCGGUUGCAUAAGUUAAUGCAAAAACGUAAAUAAACUUAUUUAAUUCUAUGGAUAUAAUAGGAUAAUUUUCAACAUAGAAAAUCAAAUAUGAAGUAUCUUAAGAUAUAUUUUUCUUUCAUUAAUUAAUUUUGGGACCAAAUAUUAAAUAAUUUAUCACUAUUUGUUCUUUUUCUUAAUUUGAAACCACAAUACAUUCAUUGACAAUCAGUUCUUAAUUACCUAUAUCUGGUAAUUACCAAAGUUUAUCUAUAAUAUAUAGAUAGUCAAUAUAUAGCAUUAGAAUACAAUUUACAAACAAUCGCUUAUAACAUUCGUUGUAUCAUUACCCUUAAUACGUCGUUAAGUUUUGGACAAUUCAUUAUAGCGGCACUUAAUAAACUUAUUUAGAUAGUCUCGUUAAAAAAGCACAGUAAGAAUCUAUACAACGUGUUACAUCUGCUAUAUCUGUUAUUUAUGUUUGGAAAUAAUUUUUUGAAAUAGUUAUCAUAAAUCUAUGGAGUACGUUUCCAAUACAUUCAUUACAUUGUACACGCUAUCUUACCGAUGAUGAAAUUCUUAGAUUUAUAACAAUAAAUAUUGUUUACAAUUUA